AUGAUUCAUGUUUCACGGACACCAGAAUUCUUCAAUUGUGGAAACAUGAAUUUAUUCCCGGACGCAUUCUCUGACCACAAUCUGGAAUCUAUGGCUAGAAGCAGAACCAGACAAAGGUCUCACUCCUAUUACAAUGCAGAGGAAAAAAAGCCUUAUGGUGUGGACACACAGAAAGGAGAAACCUGUUUAAGACCUCGAUCUAGGUCUUUUUACAGCUAUGAGACAUCGGAGUUAUGCUCAGAAGAUGACAUAAGACACUUUACAACCUCCCCUACGUCAAAACAGAUGCAAAGCUCACCGCUAAAGUAUCAAGCAACCAAAAAGGAGGAAAGAGACGGGGAUGUGUCGGUUGUUGAGUUCACCUCUAAGAAGUCAAAGCAUAAACCAAACAAGCAAUCACCCUCUAGAGAAACUUGUGGGAGUAAAUGCCAUCUCAAGCAAGUUUCCAUGAUGACCAUCUCUGAAGCAGACAACUGGGAGAUUUGUUCCAGCUCUGGGAUGAAGUAUGGGCAGUUUGUGGACUGGGAGAAAAUUGAUCCUGAAGCUGCAAAAAAAUAUCAACAAAUGCUACGGAGUGAGCACCAGCAGCUUAAAACUAUGGCUCGGGAAGGAUUUUGGGCCAUGCCACACACACUAAGGGCCAAAGCUUAUUAUCACAUCAUCCACAGCAUCAAUUCUAUAAGGGCUGUCACUCCAGACAGAGAUGUCUACUAUGAACUGACCAAGAAGCUAUUUGGAGAACAAAAACGUAGCAGCCACCCAGUCCCGAAGUAUAUGGAAGAUGGAGAAAUACCAAGAUACUGCCUCAACAAAGCAGGCCUGAAUUCUGCAAAAAAAGUUCUUCUUUGUCUCGGAAAAUACUUCAUAGACAUGAACUUCUGCCCCAUUCUACCCGCCCUGGUCUCCCUCAUCCUCCACUUCAGCGAGGAUGAAGCUGAAUGUUUCUACAGUGUGUCCCGACUUAUCUGCUACAAUGAUCCCAACAAGCGCUACAUUGACCAGACUUUCCUCACCUACCGUGCUUCCUGUAUGACCUUUGGAGACCUUGCCAACAAAUGCUGCAGAGGCAUUCGCAAGCUGAUAGCCAGCUCCCACCAGAACCUGUUUGAGUUUUACUCUGACUGGAUCAUGUGGAUAUUUGCUGACCUUCCGUUCACAUAUGCCAUUAGAGUUCUAGACGUCUACCUGCUGGAGGGCUACAAGGUCCUCUACAGGGUUGCUCUGGCUUUGCUUGACCUCUAUAAAGUAUCAGUAUCAUCUCGAGUGGCAGAUGUGGAAGACUUCAGAACAGACAUGAAAAGAUUUGUGCAAAAUGUAGCUCGCCACUGCACGGCUGAGAAGCUCCUAGAAAGAGCCUUCAAGAUUUCAGUACCCACAAGGAGAGACCUUAACCUACUGUUCACUGCCAAUAAAGAGUCACUCAUACUAAAAGGUGUCAGCAUAGACCAGAAAAGGCAACCAGUAGAGACAGUGGAUUUCAACAACUUUCGUUCCAGUGUUGUAACAGGGACGGAGAUGAGAGUCAUCUGGGCCUGGAUACCUGAGCGCUUUGCCCUCUUCAGUCCCUUCAGGUUGUUCAGCACAGCUGAGCAUGAAAGGACUCUUGCUUCAUUCUAUUCACAUGUGGAGGGACAUGAACCAUCUGUCAUGAUUAUUAAAUCUGUGGAUGAAGAGGUAUUUGGUGCCUUCUUGUCAACUGAUGUAGCAGAAAGAAGAAAACAUGACUCAGAGGAACUAGUAUACUUUGGAACUGGGGAGUGUUUAGUUUUCACGCUCCGUCCCAACAUGGAGCUCUACCAGAGAUCUAUGGUCAAUAUAAUGAGCCCAAGAGCUUCUCCUGAGCAAAAUCCCAGCUAUCUGAUGGUCACUGCACCAGUGGAGGAAUCCAUGUCUGCUAAAGAGCCCAAGAGGCCUAAGGAGCAAGAGGCCUCAAAGUUCAUAGCAGGCGAUGACAAUCAGCUUAUUAUUGGUGGUGAUGGAGGCCAUGCUCUCUGCCUGCAAAGAAACCUACAAGGGGGUUACACAGAGCCGUGUGAAACUUUUAAGAGCAUUGCACUCUGCAAAAGAGACUUCAAGAUCCAGUCCCUGGAAGUGUGGGGCAUCCAGAACUCCAUUUCCUUUUCUCAUUGUUUUCCUUCUAAGUGA
Molecule: messenger RNA, 2145 nt
Organism: Pelmatolapia mariae (spotted tilapia)
Lineage: Eukaryota; Metazoa; Chordata; Actinopteri; Cichliformes; Cichlidae
Product: TBC1 domain family member 24-like
Exons: 12
Coding region: 1-2145 (714 amino acids)
Biological process (GO): response to oxidative stress
Cellular component (GO): nucleus
Source: RefSeq, a predicted model, not a curated record